UCUCUCUCUCUCUCUCUCUCUCUCUCUCUCUCUCUCUCUCUCUGCACGAUUCAUUCCAUUCAUUGAAGCACUCGUGAUUGACGCCAUUACCCGCUUGCGAUACAUUUGAUUACGCUCCGCCAAUCCCAAACCAUCGCGUCUGUUUACAGAGACCCGUCGAUCUCGGGGGGUUUGGCAAGCAACACAUCAUGAGUUCGAAAGCCACGUUAGGUUCGUGUUGCUUUGAAUCGCUGACAAGUCCGUCCGAUCAUGAAUGGUCAUCUCCUUCAUUGAGUCGUUUCUUGUAUAUUACGAAUAUCCGUUCCACGGAUGUUCACGCUCGGCAGAAAAAUUUACCACAUCACUUUGCUUACAAUAAGCGGGAUGAUAUGCACUGUCUCUCUCGGACAAAGUUAUUAUUCAAGCGGUCGAAACCAUCCGAGGUCUCCAUUGGCCCUUUGUCCGCAAGCGCCACUUUUUUUGAUUCAAUCAGGUAUCCUGUAUAUCCCGUCGAUAAACCCGUUCAAAUUAGCUUUCAGGUGAGUGUGCUGCACAAUAUUUUCCAUGUUGCAAUGCGUAUCACUCUACUAACUAAUGUGUUUUCAGGGGCAUUGGGUGCUGUGAAAGAAAAAAAAAACCUCAUUUUAUGGGGACCUUUCGAUUGAACAUGAAUUAGAUGCUGUUCGCUAGCUGGUUGUAGUAGUAUUAUUUGUAUUAUCGGUUCUAUUUACCGAAAAUACUAAGGCUGCCGGCUCUUACUUUUUAUCUCCAUUACCAACUGACUUUGCAUCAUCUUUUCUUUCCCGUGUGAAAAUAUGGCCUUGUGGAGAAUAGUUUAUAUCCAGUGUUGAAACCACGGUUUCCA
Molecule: messenger RNA, 844 nt
Organism: Radiomyces spectabilis
Lineage: Eukaryota; Fungi; Mucoromycota; Mucoromycetes; Mucorales; Radiomycetaceae
Exons: 3
Coding region: 189-644 (151 amino acids)
Source: RefSeq, a predicted model, not a curated record